GUCGUCUGGGGACAGCGAAGGAAGUUUCCGAUCUUCAACAUUUGGCACAAUUAGAUUAAAUGCUGCACAUUCUUUCAUAGGAAUCAUGUACCUGCUGCAGCGUGUCUGCGGGUCAACAUGCAGUGGAGAAGACACGUGAUUGGCCUCGCGUUUAGCUUUGUUUUCGUUGUGUCAUAUUUCACUAAUAAGUUUGUCCUGUCUGUGUUAAACUUCACCUAUCCAACCUUAUUUCAAGGAUGGCAGACAUUUAUUGGAGCGGUUCUGCUUCUGAUGUCCGGCAAGCUGGGAUGGGUGGAGAUGAGCCGGGUCUCCAGGUCCGCUGCUCUCUCCUGGCUUCCGGGCUCAUUGCUCUUCGUGGGAAACAUCUACGCUGGUUCUCGGGCCUUAUCGCGCAUCGACAUUCCUUUCUUCUUCACUCUGCAGAAUUCCUCUCAUGUCGUCAGUUUCUGCAUCAUCAAGGUCCUCCAGAGGGAGAAGACACACUGGCUCAAAUUUAUAAGCUUGUGCCUGAUGCUGCUCUCAGCCUUCAACCUCCCUCUGUUUGACCCCCAGCUGGACUACAGCGGUUACCUGUGGGCUGCCUGCCAUCUGUUCUGUGUCGGUGCAUAUAGGGUGUUUCAAGUUCACUCCAAGUCCAAUAACCUGAGUGAUUAUGAACAGCAGUGCAUUAACUACUUGUUCAGCCAAAGGAAUAUGCAAGGGAAGGGAAGCUACUCUUGCGUCAAUCCGACAAAGAUCCUGUCAGAUGUUCUUCUGUGUUCAGUUUCCACCACUGACAGCUCUUCCUGUCUUCACAUAAGCGUGCUGCUGCUGGCCCUCGCUGCUCACCCCACAGGUGACCUGACAGGCGCCUUGGAGUUCCCGUCUCUUCAGUCCCGCACGUUCCACUGUGGCUGCUGCGCCAGUGCGUUGCUGGGUUUUUUCAUGUUGUUGGCUUCAGUCAGACUGAAACGUGGGAUCUCCCUCCACCACUUCAGGGUCUGGAUUUUUUUGUCUAAGGUUACCGCCAUGUCCCUCUCGCCAUUUAUUUUCUACAUGAACAUAAACAUCUCGUCGUGUCUUUGCGUGGUGACGAGUCACGCCGGGGAGGCUCUGCUGCUUUACUCCGACAGCGAUACCCAGCCGUCGUGACAAAAAGUCCAGAUGUGUUUACAACCGACAAGUCUUAAAGAGAUUACUUUAUUUUUCUAACGCCUUUGAUGGUCUGUCCGCCAAAUAAACUCUGGUACAAAUGUCCUUCGUCUCAUCUGACUGACUACUACAAAAUACUGGAUUUUAAUCUGAAGACGUGAAGAAUUGAAACCAUUGUAUUGAGAUGUUUCCUCCUCUGACCCGGGGCAGCUCCGACAACUUGUGAAUGUCUCUUUUUUAUUUUUCCAAACACACAAACAAAGAAAUUGCUCUGUACAUGUAGAUAUCACGUUUGAAUGAUGAGUUCACAGUUC
This is a messenger RNA of Cololabis saira (Pacific saury), 1445 nucleotides long. It is a transcript of the gene slc35d4, whose product is annotated as transmembrane protein 241. The record is from RefSeq and is a predicted model, not a curated record. Lineage: Eukaryota; Metazoa; Chordata; Actinopteri; Beloniformes; Belonidae. The transcript has 15 exons. The coding region runs from base 118 to 1131 and encodes 337 amino acids.